GACAACAACGAACUGGUGCUCGAGAUGCGCAACUCCGCCACCAAUGAGUUGGUGCGCGCGACCAAAGAGCGAUUGUUGGAACUGCUGUUCGACGACAACAGCGGCGACGCGAAGAUGACAGAAGACGACACGUUUGUCGCCGACUUUCUGCUCACUUUUCGCCUCUUCUUCUCCUCGGAAUGCGUGGCCGAACUGCUCGCGCGUCUCGCAGACAAUCUCGCUUUGGAGCGCGCGGUCGACCGCAGUUUGAAAAUCGCGCUCUUCUGGAUCUCCAAUCACUUCCAGGACUUCGACCGCCAAUUGUUGCGCGCUCUCGAGGGCGCGCUUCACUCCAAGACCCACAAAAAGCUCUUCUACUUCACGCUCUCCUCCAAGUCUCGCGAGCGUCACGUGACGAUCACGCGGUCCGAGCGCGCGGCCGCCCUUCCCUUCGCGCUCGUCGGCGGAUACGAGUGUUCUUCGCGACUCUUCGUGAGUGAAGUGCACGACGAGUGCGCCGACUCCGCGGAUCUGCAGCGCGGCGACCGAUUGCUGUCCAUAAACGGCGUCGACUGUCACGUGAUGGAAGUGUCGCGCGCCCUACAGCUCUGCAAGUCGUGCACGCAUUUGAGUCUUUUGGUGCGCUUCGACCCCAACCUCUUCCAUGCGCUCAUCGACGGACAACUGUCGCGACAACAGAACGACGCGAAGCGACUCUUCGACGGAAAGACCGCCACUUUGACGACGACGUCAUUCGCGUCACUGAAACCCAUCCAACAGUUGUCGUCGUCGUCGCUGUCGUCCGUCGUCUCCGCCAACAACGCGAACAACAAUUGGAAGCAAAAAGUGCGACAAAUCGUACAAAACGUCACAACGAAUAACAAACACAACAACAACGCGACGACAGCGACGACGACACCGAACGACGCGUCGCCCUCCGAGUCGCCGGAAGUGAUAAAAAUCUAUUACGAGUCGGACUUCCGGUAUCUGCCGAUCCACGUGACGACGACAGCGCGCGAAUGCAUUCAGUUGGCGCUCAUAGAGUUUCAACUGAACUCUGCAUACUCUUCGCGCGACUUUGCGCUCUAUGAGUACAAACUGAUAGACAGGACGACCGCCACGUCAGCCGUGAAGCGACUUUCCGACAAUUACCAGAAUCUCGUGCACAACCUGUCGCUCGAUUCGCGCAUUUACCUCAAGUGCGUCUCCGCGACGACCACGACGACAGCGAUGAACGACAGCGACAUCACCCGUGAAAUCAGUCGCGAGGCGAACGACAACUCUCUGCUGACGCUCGACGGCGACGCCAUUGCGCGCGAACUCAUGGAUCGCGACUUCGAGCUCUUCUGUCGCAUCGAAAGCCAACAGUUUAUAUACGACUUGACGACAGGCGACGACACGAGUGACGACAGACGACGCGAACUGAAGGCGUUUGAGGAGCGCACGAAUCGCGAGAUGUUUUGGACCAUAAAUCAGGUGCUCUUCGGCGCCAACUCGACGGCCAAACGCGUGAAGAGCGUCAAGCGCUUGAUUCGCAUCGCGCAGGCGUGUCGUCAGCUCCAGAACUUUAACUCUUUGUUCGCCAUUUUGUCGGGACUUUCGCACCAAAGCGUCGAACGCCAGAAGCACUCGCUGUGGGAUCGCGUGCCCUCCCGUGCCCUCCAGAAGCUGCAGAAGCUGUACGCGCUGAUGGACCCGUCGCGCAACUUCCAGCACUUCCGGUCGCAACUGCGGCGGUGCGCGCCGCCCGUCAUUCCCUUCUUCCCAUUGGUUAAGAAAGACCUUUCGUUCAUCUUUUUGGCGAAUGAGACGCUCGUCGCGAGCGAGGACUCGAAGCAGACGCUCGUGAAUUGGGAAAAGAUGCGACUUUUGGCCCAAAAGGUGAAAGAAGUGCAACAAAUGACGCACAGCGCGACACCGGCUGUCGUCGCGACGACGCGCAAGACCAACACUCUGUCGUCGGCCGCCGCACAGCACCUGAAGAGCGCUCUCAACGACAGCAAAGAAAGCAAUUACCGAAAGAUGUGGGAAAAGCAGCGAAUGCGCAAAAGAGUGCAACACUUUCUCGACUCGAGCUUCGCGUCCAUCGUUUGCGACGAAAACGUGUUGUUCGACAAGUCGUUGGAAUGCGAGCCGCAGACGAAUGCGAGUCAACGCACGUCACAAACGACGCUGUCGUCCGCCGCGUCGUCCCAGAGCCACAACAGCGCCGCCGCCGUCGCCCACAACUCACAGGUCAUGCCGUCGCCCACUCUGUCGUCGCACUCGUCGUCGCCGUCGCUCUCGUCGUCGACCACCAACUCAUCGGACGUCCAGUCGACGAACUCGGCGUCGCAGCAGCGCAUGCGUCUGCGCUUCGGCGUCCGCGACGACACGGGACUCCGGAAACUGUUGGCGCUGUCGGACAACACGACGCACAACAACCACAACAAUCACAACAUUCAUCGGCCGAACAGUCACUGCGGCGACAGUCAGACGUCGCUGUCGUCGUCCGUGUCGUCGGUCGCGUCGCAAGCCUUCCUGCAAAGCGCGCAUCUCUUGCACUCAAACUACUUCGUGUCGGAAGCGGUGGCCGCGCGGCUGUCGGCGCCUCCGACGCACUCAAUGGCCUCGCAUUACAUGAAACAAUCGCUUCCUCAGGAGUCGUCGUCUGUCACGUCUUUGCGUCGUUUGGAACACAAUUGGCAACAAAUGUCGCGAUUUCGCGAUCCCUUCCUCCCGUCGUUCAACGACAACACGACGACGACUCCGACGACCGCACAGACGACGGCUCUGUCGUCACGCCAGCGACCGAUGGGUCGACACAACGCUCCGCCCACUUAUGACCAGACGAUCCAAAGGAUGAAAAAGAAGUUCACGAAACGAGACGAAGAAAACGUCGUCUGAGAGCCAAAGGAAUGCCUUU
Messenger RNA from Oppiella nova, 2884 nucleotides. Lineage: Eukaryota; Metazoa; Arthropoda; Arachnida; Sarcoptiformes; Oppiidae. The record is from the annotation of a GenBank genome assembly.